This is a messenger RNA of Hansenula anomala, 1692 nucleotides long. RefSeq lists its product as uncharacterized. Lineage: Eukaryota; Fungi; Ascomycota; Saccharomycetes; Phaffomycetales; Wickerhamomycetaceae. Bases 1 to 1692 code for a protein of 563 amino acids. The transcript has a single exon. The record is from RefSeq and is a predicted model, not a curated record.
AUGACUUUAUCAAUCAAAUCUCCAACAAAACCAAUCCCAGUGACUCUUCUAUCUGGGUUCUUAGGUGCAGGCAAAACAACAUUAUUAGAACACAUAUUAACAUCAUCUCAUGGCCUGAAAAUUGCACUUGUUAUCAAUGAUAUGUCUUCGUUGAACAUUGAUGCUGCAUUAAUUUCCAAUCAUAAAGUCACAAAGAAGGAAGAAAAAUUGAUUCAAUUACAGAAUGGUUGUAUUUGUUGCACUCUUAGAGGUGACCUUUUGGAAGAAUUGGUUUCUUUAGCUAAAAAUGGAGAAUUUCAAUAUAUUAUCAUCGAAAGUACUGGUAUUUCUGAACCUAUGCAAGUUGCUGAAACUUUCACAACUGAGUUCACUGAAUCUUUAUUAGCACAAGACCCAAAUGAUCAAGCUGCCCAAGGUAUUAAUCCCGAGGAAGUAGAAGCUUUGAAAGAAAUCAUCAAAGUCGGUGGAUUGAAUAAGUUGGCUUCUUUGGAUACCUGUGUAACUGUUGUUGAUGCCGUUAAUUUCAUUGCAAGUUUUGAAACAACUGAUUUCUUGGCUGACAGAUUUGGCGAUAAUGGUCAAGGUGAAAGUGAAAGAACAAUCACUGAUUUAAUGGUUGAUCAAAUUGAAUUUUCUGAUGUGAUCAUAUUAAAUAAAAUUGAUUCAGUUGGUAAGAAAACCCUUGAGAAAAUUGUGAAGAUUUUAAAAAAUCUAAAUCCUGUUGCCAAAAUUAUUCCGACUAAUUAUUGUAAAGUGGAUUUGAAAGAAAUUAUCAAUACUGGUAAAUAUGAUUUUGAUAAAGCAUCCAGUUCUGCAGGUUGGUUGCAAAGCAUUCAAGAAAUGGCUAUCAGAGAUGGGAAAUAUGGUGCUGAUAUGUCUAGUAGAAUGGCCCCAAAACCUGAGACUGAAGAAUAUGGUGUCAACAAUUUUGUUUAUUCUGCAAGAAGACCGUUUCAUCCUAAGAGAUUGUAUGAAGCCAUUAGGGAUAAAUUUCUUGUCAUUGAACAAAAUGCUUAUAUUGAUGAUGAGGAAGAACAACAACAAGAAGAUGAAGAUGACCAGGAUGACGAGCAAGACGAGGAGUCAGAAGAUGAAUCAAAAGAAGGUGACGAUGAACAAGAGGAUGAUGAUGAUGAGCAAGAUGACUUUUCACAGGAACAAAUCAUUAACAAUAAAAAGAAUUCACCAUUCGGUCCAUUAUUACGCUCCAAAGGUUUCAUUUGGUUAGCAUCAAGAUAUAUCAUUAGAGGAGAAUGGAGUUCAGCAGGUGCAAUGCUCACACUCAAAGGUGGAAUUCCGUGGUUUGCCAUAACUGGUGAAGAAUACUGGCCUGAAGAUCCAAUGGCUGUUGCUUUGAUCAAGAAAGAUUUUGAAGGUAAAUUUGAUGAUAGACGUCAGGAGUUAGUUUUCAUUGGACUAUCAAUUGACAAGGUGAAAGUGACUGAAGCAUUGGACGCUUGUUUGCUAAAUGAUGAAGAAUGGAAAGAUUAUAAUGAAAUAGUUGACUCAAAGAAGAAUAUAGUUGAUAUCGAAAAAACAUUGCAAAAUGAAUAUGAAGAUGGAUUUGAAGAUUGGAUCAAAUUUGAUAAUGAGGUAACAGAAAGCCCAGAUGCUAAGCUAGAGCGCUAUAACAAGAAAAAGCAUGCCAACCAUGACCAUUCUGGUAAGGAAGACUCAGUGAAAGUUCAUUAG